UUUCUGUCUUGUUAUAGGUAAGUGGUAAUUCUCAAGUUCUUUGAAGAUGGACUUUCAGCAUCGAGCCGGGGGGAAAACUGGAGGAGGAGGACAGGCAUCAUGGUCUGAAAGCAACAGAGAUCGCCGAGAACGUCUUCGGCAGUUGGCUUUAGAAACAAUAGAUCUGAAUAAAGAUCCUUAUUUUAUGAAGAAUCAUUUAGGUUCUUAUGAAUGUAAACUGUGUUUAACAUUGCAUAAUAAUGAGGGUAGUUAUUUGGCUCAUACUCAGGGCAAAAAACAUCAAACUAACCUUGCAAGGCGAGCUGCAAAAGAAGCCAAAGAAGCUCCUGCACAACCUGCACCAGAGAAACCACGUGUAGAAAUGAAGAAAUUUGUAAAGAUUGGUCGUCCCGGUUAUCGUGUCACGAAGCAGAGAGACCCGGAAAGUGGACAACAAAGCUUAUUGUUCCAAAUUGAUUACCCAGAAAUUGCUGACAAUGUUGCACCUCGUCAUCGCUUCAUGUCAGCUUAUGAGCAAAAGGUUGAGCCUCCAGAUAGAAAAUGGCAAUAUCUUUUAUUUGCUGCUGAACCAUAUGAAACAAUUGCAUUUAAAGUUCCAAGUCGUGAAGUUGACAAGUCAUGGACAACAUGGAACAAAGAAACAAAGCAAUUUUUCUUACAAUUUGCAUUUAAGAUUGACCCAAAAGCCAAAAUGGUACCCCCAGCACCACCACCUAUUCCAGGCCCACCAGGCCCUCCAGGACCUCCUGGUCCACCUGGUCAGGGAGGGCCUCCUGGACCUCCAGGUAUGCCUCCACCACCUGGAUUACCACCUCGCCCUCCUAUGAUGCCACCUGGUCCCCCACCAGGUAUGCCACCUCCUCCAGGACCCCCUGGUAUGCCACCACCCCCAAUGAGGCCACCUAUGCGACCUAUGAUGCCACCACCACCGCCUGGUCCUCCCGGGCAUCAUGGACCUCAUGGUCAGCUGAGACCACCACCUGCUCCACCAGGCAUGGGACCUACCCCUCCAGGAAUGAGAGGACCUCCUCCUCCCCCAGGAAGUCUUCCUCCUCCCCCACCACCAUUCAAUCCAGUUCCCCCUCCACCCCCAUCAAGUGGUGUGCCUCCUCCACCACCACCCAAAAAUUAAACUUUCAAAGGCUUAAGUUUAGUUCAGAUCAGUUUUUCUAAUAUUAAUUAUUUUCUGUUGAGUAUUGUACCUUAUCAAGGGAAAGAUGAAAUGGGUAGUUUAGAUUUAAACAAGUGUUUGGUAUAAGCAUAAUGAAUGUACUAUAUACUAAAUUUGUAACAUUGAAGUAUUUAGUGGCACUCAUUCAAUCCUUUAUUGAUUUGAAAUCAUG
Messenger RNA from Macrobrachium nipponense, 1343 nucleotides. RefSeq names its product splicing factor 3A subunit 2-like (gene Sf3a2). Gene Ontology annotation, biological process: spliceosomal complex assembly. The coding region runs from base 47 to 1132 and encodes 361 amino acids. Gene Ontology annotation, molecular function: zinc ion binding; nucleic acid binding. The transcript has a single exon. Gene Ontology annotation, cellular component: U2-type prespliceosome; nucleus; catalytic step 2 spliceosome. The record is from RefSeq and is a predicted model, not a curated record. NCBI's taxonomy places the organism in Eukaryota, Metazoa, Arthropoda, Malacostraca, Decapoda, Palaemonidae.